AUGGCACCGAAUUCCACUGAUUUUGAAGAUGGCCUGCAUUUGUUUGGUCCAGCUUCUCCAGAUACAUUCGAUUUUACCCCUCUAUUUGAGAAUACGUUCUUAUCGAUCGUUCCUUCUGCUUUACUGCUUCUGAUCAUACCUUUCCGUCUCUUCUCCCUACGCAAAGAAUCUCGCAAAGUCUCUCGAAGCGUGCUUCAAAGCAAUAAACUCAUCCUGCUAGCGAUCCUAACAGCCUUCCAAUCAGCCAUCCUGAUUCUCUACGCCAUCAACACCCAAGUCCGAACAAGCACAUCCCUCGCCUCAUAUACCCUCGUCCUUGCCGACGCCCUGGGCCUCUGCUUCCUCUCCCACCUAGAACACACGCGCUCCAUCCGCCCCUCCACAAUAAUCAACACCUACCUCUUCACGACCCUCAUCUUCGACACAGCACGCACCCGCACCCUAUGGAUCUCCCACGCCCCACUCACCAUAACCAGCGUCUUCACCGCCGCAACGAUCCUGAAAUUCGCAGUCGCGGUAGCGGAGGCGAUCGAGAAGCGCAAGAUUCUUCUCCCGCCGUACCAGCGCGGCUCGCUUGAGGCCACGAGUGGGAUUUAUAGUCGGAGUUUGUUCUGGUGGUUGAAUGGCUUGAUGAGGAUUGGUUAUGCGAGGGUUGUGAGGGAGGAUGAUAUGUUUCCUAUUGAUGAGGAGAUGAGAUCUUCGUUUUUGACGGAACGGGCGCAGAAAGCGUGGGAGAAUGCGCCGAAGACUCGGUCGCAUGCGCUUUUCUGGUCGACGUUGAAAGCUAACGCGAAGGCGGUCUUGAUGUGUGUAUUUCCGCGGCUGUGUCUGAUUGGGUUUCGGUAUGCGCAGCCUUUGUUGCUGGCUCGGACGGUGAAUUUUGUGGACUCGCAGGAUAGGGAUACGAUUGGAUGGGGAUUGACGGGUGCGUUUGGUGUGGUGUUUGUGGGCAUGACGAUUGCGAGAGGUAAUUAUUACCAUAUGACCUAUCGAUUUGUGACGGCUGUUAGAGGCGGUUUGGUUGGUAUUGUGUAUGCGAAGACGGUAGAUUUGAGUAUCACUGCGUUGGAUGAAAGUGCCGCUAUCACGUUGAUGUCGAAUGAUGUUGAAGCAAUCUGCAUGGGCUUUGAGACGUUGCAUGAGCUCUGGGCAGUGCCUGCUGAGUUGGGAAUUGCCAUAUUUCUGCUACAAAGAGAACUUGGAAUCUCAUUUCUGGCCCCCACUGUCGUGGCAAUUAUCUCAACAGCGUGUGUUGUUGGUCUAUCGAGAUAUGUUGGCGGCGCGCAGAAAGCUUGGAAUGAAGGAAUACAGACUCGUGUUGACGUCACGACGUCGAUGCUUGGAUCAAUGAAGGCUAUCAAACUCUUAGGAUUCACCGAUAAACUCACAGAUAUCUGCCAGGGACUUAGGGUAAGAGAAUUAAAGAUUGCGAGAUACUUCAGACAGCUUCUCGUCGCACGCGUAUUCUUUGCCAACUGCAUGACAUUCGUAACACCACUUGCAACGCUCACUGUCUUCGUUCUCCUCGCUCAAUCAACCAAGGAGGAAUUAACCACCUCUAAAGCAUACACAACAUUGUCUCUGAUAAGUCUACUCACAAUCCCAAUCAAUACCCUCUUGAGGACGAUUCCGGCUCUUAAUGGAGCACUGGCAUGCUUCGGCCGAAUUCAAACUUUUCUGGAGUCAGAGUCUCAGCGUGUGCAUGUCCUGCCCCUCGAACCAGGAUCGUUUGAAAGAAAGGAUGAGAGACAACCGUUUCCUCAUAUCAGUCAUGAGAAUGGAGAUAUUGAACUACGACAAAUGCCUGUCACAUCAAGACAUCCAUCGCACAGAAAAGCCAAUACACCAAUUCUCACAACUCACAACGCGAGCUUCGCUUGGUCCACCACUGGCCUUGCUAUCGUCAAAGACAUAACUUUCACGCUCCGCCGCCACUCUUCUCUGUUCAUAAUUGGCCCAGUUGGAUGUGGCAAGAGUACACUUCUUAAAGGCUUGUUGAGCGAGACGCCUUCUCUGAAAGGGUUCGUGUAUUCUUCCGUCUCAGAUAUCGCAUUCGUGGAUCAAACACCCUGGAUACAGAAUACGAGCAUCAAGAAGAAUAUCAGUGGACAAGAGCUGUAUGAUGAUGUCUGGUUCGACCAAGUUGUCCGAGCCUGUGCACUGGACCAAGAUAUUGGAGAUUUGCCGAGGGGAAUUGAAACACUUGUUGGAAGUCGCGGUAUCACAUUGAGCGGCGGACAGAAGCAGAGAUUGGCACUAGCUCGUGCUCUAUAUUCUAAAAUAGAGUUGCUGGUCAUCGACGAUGGCUUUUCUGGACUAGAUGCUGAGACAGAGGAGAAGGUCUUCUCCAAGCUCUUUGGAAGCUCGGGCUUACUGAAACGUAUCGGUACAACGGUUAUUCUCGUCACGCACGCUGUUCACCGUCUACCAUUUGCCGACCAGAUCUUAGCACUUGAUGCAAGCGGUCGUAUGGUUGAGCAGGGUACAUUUCAAGAACUGAAAGCUGGAGGUGGGUACGUGGAUAGCCUUCUACAACAAGUUGGUGAAAGAUCUCGUGGUGAAGAGAACACUGAUAUCCCGGACGAGGUUGAGCGCAUAGAGAAGCUGGCAAGCAGAGCCAUCGACUUUGAAACAGUAGACGACGAAAAAACGAUACAUGAAACUGAGUUUGCCACCUAUAAGUACUACUUCGAGUCGAUUGGGUGGCGACGAAGCUUCCUCUCUCUGGGCCUUUUCCUGGUCGCUUCCGUUUCAACAAGAGUGACUCAACUCGUCAUCCAGUUCUGGACUGCUGCUGUCUCUGCAAAUGGAAAUGGUGUCAAUCCGUUCUACUUGGGCAUAUAUGGCCUUCUCGCGGGUAUCGGAAUCGUCAUGUGGCCUGUGGCUGUUUUUCACUACUUCAUGUUUGUAGUACCUGGGAGCGCGGAGGAGUUGCAUGCCAGGCUGUUGAGGUCUGUGAUGGGUGCGCCGUUGAGUUUCUUCGCGGCGACGGAUACGGGUAUGACGACGAACAGGUUCAGCCAAGACAUGUCGGUCGUGGAUGGCGAGCUCCCAUUCGCGCUCGUGGAUUUCGUCUUUGCUGGCAUACAGACAAUCAUGGGUGUAAUAUUCAUGUGCAUCUCCGCUGGAUAUUUCACUCUCACGGUGCCGGUGGUUGGCAUCACUGUUUGGCUAAUUCAAAAGUUUUACCUUCGUACUUCUCGUCAAGUUCGCAUCCUCGAUCUCGAAGCCAAGUCACCGCUCUAUACACACUUCAUCGAGACCCUAUCUGGUCUGCCAACAAUCCGCGCCUUCGGCUGGUCGUCAUCUUUCAUCUCGCAAAACCUCGCUUUCCUGGAUGCCUCUCAGAAACCGUAUUACCUACUCUUCUGCAUCCAAAUAUGGCUCGGUCUUGUGAUGGACCUCAUGGUCAGCGUUUUAGCUAUCCUUCUCAUGGUCCUUCUGGUGAAACUGAGACACACCAUCGGAGCUGGUUAUGUUGGUUUAGCACUUCUGAGCGUCAUGGGUUUCGGGCAGUCAUUGUCAUGGAUCGUGAAACAAUGGACCGAUCUGGAGACCAGUAUCGGGGCAAUAUCUCGACUGAAAACAUUCUCAGAGAAAACACCUUGCGAGAACCUCGCUGCAGAAAUCCAGCCGGUUCCAGAAAACUGGCCAUCGAGGGGCGAAAUCCAGAUCAAGAAUCUCACAGCCGCAUACACGACCUCCGGAUCGCCAAUCCUGAAAGACAUAAACCUUCACAUCGCAGCCGGCGAGAAAAUAGGCAUCUGCGGCCGCAGUGGUAGCGGAAAGAGCUCUCUCCUCAUGACGCUCUUCCGAAUGCUCGAAAUCCAGCCUGAGAGCUCCAUCAUCGUAGACGGAAUCGACAUCUCCACCAUCCCCCGACAAACAGUUCGCUCACGUUUCAACGCCAUCCCCCAAGACCCCUUCUUCAUGAAAGGCAGCAUCCGCUUCAACGCCUCCCCCUCCUCCCUCCACACAGACACAGCCAUCAUCUCCGCCCUCACCAAAGUGCAUCUCUGGCCCACAGUCCUCUCAAAAGGCGGUCUGUCUGCACCACUUGAGGAAGAGACCUUCUCGCAUGGUCAGCGCCAAUUGUUCUGUCUUGCGCGGGCGAUCUUGAGGAAGAGUAGGAUUGUGGUGCUCGAUGAGUUGAGCAGUAGUAUUGAUGUGGCGACUGAUGCGUUGAUUCAGAGGGUCUUGAGGGAGGAGUUUGAGGCGUGUACGGUGCUGGUUGUGGCGCAUAGGUUGGAGACUGUGGUGGAUUUUGGGAGGGUGGUUGUUCUUGGUGGGGGGAGGGUGGUGGAGGUUGGGGUGCCAGGGGAGUUGAUUGAGAGGGAGGGGAGUGCGUUUGGGGAGUUGUGGUUUUCGAGAUGA
Messenger RNA from Cadophora gregata, 4374 nucleotides. RefSeq lists its product as uncharacterized. The record is from RefSeq and is a predicted model, not a curated record. Gene Ontology annotation, molecular function: ATP binding; ABC-type transporter activity; ATP hydrolysis activity. Lineage: Eukaryota; Fungi; Ascomycota; Leotiomycetes; Helotiales; Ploettnerulaceae. Gene Ontology annotation, biological process: transmembrane transport. Gene Ontology annotation, cellular component: membrane. The transcript has 8 exons. The coding region runs from base 1 to 4374 and encodes 1457 amino acids.